GCUGACUUUUGAUAAGUUUAUUCAACAAUCUAUAAUUUGGAUUGGAUUCCUUAAUUUGCAGCAGCAAUAAUGUCCAAGGUUCGUCUUUUGAAUUUCUCCCAUGGCCUAAUCCUCUCAACACUCUUCAUCCACUACUCUCUAGCUGAUGUUGGCACUGCUGCCCAAUAUGGCCCUCCCUUUUUGCCGACCACAUGUUUCGGCAGAGACGCAUCGCAGUUUCCGUCAAGUAACAUGUUUGCUGCGGCCGGGGAGGGUAUAUGGGACAAUGGUGCCGCGUGUGGGAGGCAGUAUCAGGUGCGCUGCAUCAGCGCUGCGGCACCCAGGACUUGUGUUCCUGGCCAGACGAUUCAGAUCAAGAUUGUUGAUCGAGCGCAAUCAUCGGUUUCUAGGCCUUCCCUAGGUGGAACUUCCAUGGUCCUCUCCGUCACUGCCUUCCAGGCCAUCGCCAAUGUUUCUGCGUCAUUCAUUAACAUUGAAUUCCAGCAGGUUUGAAAACGGGAAGUAGCUCUUGGAUGCAUCAUGCAAAAGCAAAGGGAAUAAGGAGCCGGGCAAAUUUGUUACUCUAGAAAAGUGUCUGUGAAGAUUGUUACAGUCAAUAUGUACAUGAACUUGCAUUUUUAUUUUAAUAACUAGUUUAAUAUCCAUGUGGACCCACAAGUAAGUAAGGUUAAACAUUUUUAUGUUUAUUUUAAUAAUGGUCUGUAUCGGUUAAAA
Messenger RNA from Glycine soja, 714 nucleotides. Its product is annotated as EG45-like domain containing protein. The transcript has 3 exons. The coding region runs from base 70 to 492 and encodes 140 amino acids. The record is from RefSeq and is a predicted model, not a curated record. Lineage: Eukaryota; Viridiplantae; Streptophyta; Magnoliopsida; Fabales; Fabaceae.